AUCAGGACCAUGCUACGUUGGGAUAUCAUGGUGUGUUGAACAGAGGGGGCCGGUCUUCACAUCAACAUUCAGCCCUUCCAUACAGAUAUAUAUAACAGUAAUGGAUUUAGCCUUCUUUCAUGAACAAAUUUUCCUUGGAAGUGUGAUCAGUCUGGCAAAACUUUGUUGUACUACACAGGAAAGAAGACGAAGUGGGGAAUAGGAAGUGUAACCUUCCCAAUGGCGCGGUGUCAGAAUUUGAAGCCCACUGCUGUAAUACUGGUUGUUUUCUUCGUACUGGCAGUAUUAAACAUCUUAUUUAAGAAGAUUCUUGAUGAGGGUACAAAUCAGUUGGUUAUAGUCACAUACAGACUGACAGCAGGUGCUAUUUUUUUGUCACCUAUUGCCCGCUUCUGUGAAAGGAAAAACGGAGUAAAGCUUACAACUCCAAUCUUGUGCUAUAUCUUCUUCAGUGCUCUGAUUGGGGCAACAUUCGCUCAAUUCCUGUAUCUUCUCGGGACUCAACACACAUCUGCUGCCUUUUCCAGCGCAUUCUCCAAUAUGAAUCCUGUAUUCACAUUCCUUUUGGCUUUACCACUACGGCAAGAGCGUGUGAACUUGAGAAGAAAACACGGGAUAGCUAAAGUAUUAGGUUCACUUACUUGCAUCGGUGGAGCUAUGGUACUCAUCUUUUACAGAGGAAUUCCACUGUCCACAUAUCAUGCUAAUAACUCGAGUAACACUUCCAAGGUUGGCAGCAAGGAAAAAUGGAUUCUUGGAUCAAUUUACCUUCUGUUAAGCGUCCUGUGCUGGUCUGGAUGGUUUCUUUUACAGUCAAAGAUCGGGAAGAUAUACCCACUUAAAUACUCGAGUACAGCGUUGAUGUCAACUUUUGGUGCUGUUCAGUCAGCAAUCUUAUGCUUUUCCAUCAACAGAGACACUACCAUAUGGAUUCUGAGGGGAAAGCUGCAAAUUUUUACUGUGUUAUCUGCUGGAAUAAUGGGUUCUGGAAUGUGCUAUGUUGGGAUGUCAUGGUGUGUUGAGCAGAAGGGCCCGGUGUUCACUGCAGCAUUCAGCCCUUCCAUACCGAUUUUUGUUACUAUAAUGGAUUUCGCCUUCUUUCACGAACAAAUUUAUCUUGGAAGUGUUAUAGGAUCCAUCAUGGUUAUAUGUGGUCUAUAUACACUUCUUUGGGGUAAAAGUAGCGAAGCGCGACAUAAUGCCAGUAAACCAGCUGAAGCAAUGGAAUGCAAUGGUACUUCUGCAUCUGCAAUCAACAUUGCUGAAGUCACCUCCAAUUCUUAGAUUGUUUUAAUUGCAUUUGUGCUCUACACCAUUACAAUGUUAAGUUAGAAUCUUUUGAAUUUGUUUGGCCUUUGUAAUAGAGGAUACUAAGGUAUACCAGUAAUUGUACUACUGUACGAUAUUAUUAUAUACGAAGUAUAUGAGUUUCAAGCA
This is a messenger RNA of Spinacia oleracea (spinach), 1437 nucleotides long. RefSeq names its product WAT1-related protein At3g30340-like. Gene Ontology annotation, cellular component: membrane. The transcript is spliced from 7 exons. The coding region runs from base 220 to 1284 and encodes 354 amino acids. Lineage: Eukaryota; Viridiplantae; Streptophyta; Magnoliopsida; Caryophyllales; Amaranthaceae. Gene Ontology annotation, molecular function: transmembrane transporter activity. The record is from RefSeq and is a predicted model, not a curated record.